Messenger RNA from Solanum pennellii, 3275 nucleotides. RefSeq names its product rRNA methyltransferase 1, mitochondrial. Gene Ontology annotation, molecular function: RNA binding; RNA methyltransferase activity. Bases 220 to 1599 code for a protein of 459 amino acids. Gene Ontology annotation, biological process: rRNA methylation. The transcript is spliced from 2 exons. Lineage: Eukaryota; Viridiplantae; Streptophyta; Magnoliopsida; Solanales; Solanaceae. Gene Ontology annotation, cellular component: chloroplast. The record is from RefSeq and is a predicted model, not a curated record.
UAAAAAUCAAAUAUCAAUUUCAAAUAUGGUACCAUACCCUGCCUACCCUUUUGGCAUGGAAUGAAAUGCUACAUCUGCCAUAAUUUGAAAGUGAAGGGGCCAUUAUUGAACAUUGGUGAACCUCAAGGGUGGAGAUAAGCCCUCCUAAAAUCCUUGAGGUGAAUCUAGUCCAGCUCGCAGCAGCCAUUGAUCUUCUCUCUAAAGGGUUUCUUAUCCAUUAUGCUGAAACAGUUUCAUACCCCCAGAUCUUUACUCCUUUUCUGCUCUACUAAACCCCUUUGGAACUUAGAAAUAUCUAUGAACUUUUCAUGUGGGGUUCGCCCGAAAUCUCACCAACAUUCGAUUACUGUUAGAAGUUUUUCCACGGAAAUUGCAGAGGGUAGUGAAAAGAGUCUUCCUUGGCUUGGAGAAGAUAAAGUUAAACAAACUAAAAGACCUGAAAAGGUGGUUGUGAACAGGUCUUCUUGGGGGGAAUCGGCUGAUAAGUUGUUUAAAGGUGCUGAGGGAAGUGUAAAAUUUAAGAGAUAUGAGGAUAGACGAGACAAUUAUAAGAGCACAAGUAAUAGUGGAGAAGAAGAUGAUGAAGGAGAAAUGGAUGAUCCGAGAUGGGAUAAGAUUAAGAGCAGGUUCAGUCGGAUUAAGGUAAGACCGAGGUCUGAUAGGCCGGAGGUUAGAAGGUGGAACAAUCAAGAUAGUUGGGGUAAAAAGACAUGGAAAGAGGCUUCUGAGUCAACCCUACCGAGAAUGAUAGGCGAGGGGGUUUAUGGUGUUGGCCCUGUUUUAGCUGCAUUGUCAGCUGGAAGAAGGGAAUUUUAUGGUCUCUAUAUUCAGGAAGGGUUGGAUUUGAGUGGGAAUAACAGGAAGAAGAAGGAUAAGAAAGGGUUUGAGAGAGUUUUGAGGACAGCGGAGAAAGUUGGAUUAAGUACAAAGGAAGUAUCUAAACAUGACCUCAAUAUGAUUAGUGAUAACAGGCCUCAUCAAGGACUGGUCCUCGAUACUUCUCCAUUGGAAAUGGUUGGUAUCAAGGAAUUGGAACCUGUUUCAAUAGAGGAAGAUACAACUCCUCUUUGGGUUGCUUUGGAUGAGGUUACUGAUCCUCAGAAUUUGGGUGCAAUUAUACGGUCUGCUUACUUUUUCGGAGCUUCUGGGAUUGUUUUGUGUGCUAAGAACUCUGCUCCAUUGAGUGGGGUAGUGAGCAAAGCAAGUGCAGGCUCACUUGAAUUAAUGGAGCUGAGGUCUUGCAAGAAUAUGAUGCAGUUCCUAACGUCUUCGGCAGAAAAUGGAUGGCGUGUCCUAGGUGGUUCUGUUUCUUCAAGAGCUGUUCCAUUGCAUGAGAUUGUGCCUGGUGCUCCUACAAUCCUUGUUUUGGGAAGUGAAGGGACUGGUCUGAGACCAUUGGUGGAGAGGUCAUGUACUGAAUUAGUUAGAAUUCCGGGAAAUAUCCCUUUGGAUAUAAUUGCUGCAGAAGAUGAGGAUGCUGAGAGUGAUAAUAGUAUUUUAGGUCAGAACUUUAGAUCCUUUAUGGCUGUGGAGAGCUUGAAUGUAAGUGUUGCAGCAGGUGUGCUUCUUCAUCACUUGGUUGGUAGCAAAAACAACUAACAACUUAAGCAAGUUUAUGUAAUUUUGUGAGACUUAAUUUUGAUUGUUUCAGUGAUAUUCAUUUGCAUUUUCUUGGCCUUCUUUAUGUGGCCAUCGCAAUGAAUAUUUUACAACACUUUCUUUCGGAAGUAUGCAGACAGGCAUUUGGUGAUUUUUCUGCAAUGGAUUGGCUUUGUUGGCAUUACAUCUCAAAUUGCUCUAUCCAAGAUUGUUAAGGUUUUAUUGAGCCUAGUUCAGCUUGUGAUAUUUUAAUGCAAAGAUUUGUUUUUUUUUGGAGCUACUUUUGCAGGACCGGUAGCUUCGACAGAACUUGUUGAAAUUGACAAUGCAUGAAUGCAUAAGGUAUGUAAAAUCAACUAGAGCACAGCCAUUGUGAAGCUUGUUUGCAGGUUUAAAAUGAAAUUGCUUAGAUAAAUGUAGGUAUUACUUUUUAGGAGAAUUUGAACUGCUUAACACUAUAAUCAGGAUAAAGGUUUUAUGAUGUUUCGUUGUGGGAUAGUAGCAGGGCCUAUCCUUUUCUUCUUUUUUGUUUUUUCAGUUGACUUCAUUAUUACCUAGGGAUUUUUAGUUUACUCUUAAGAGUCAUGCCUGGUUCUGAAAUAACUAAAAGUUUGACAACAAACACAUAAUGAGCACAGUUGAGUAUUUUCUCAUGAUUAUAAAAUGCUACAACCAUGGAUUUUAAGAUAAAAGAUCUUCAAAUAGUCUGGUGAGACUGUUAAAUGAUUGUUGGAACGAUUUUGACUAACAAAAGAGCUGAAAAGGGGGAAAGAAUAACCCCUUCUCAAAUAAGAGCACGAGGCAUAAGUUAUUCUCUUUUAAGCGAAUGCCUUCUCAUUAACUAUUUGAAUUUCUUCCCAGGCUAUUUUCUUAAUAUUCGUUUCAUAUCUAGGACAAAUAAUAAGUUAGAGCAAGAAACUUCUUGUUCAUAGCUUGUUAUUGGGCAGAGAUUGUUAGUCGUGUGAUUUUCUUCACAUUAUUGCCUGGAGUUUUCAUGAAGUUGUGAUUUUCAAGGAGAAUGGAAGAAGCAUUUUUCAGGACUCCUUUGAAAUAUUGAGUAGUUGUUCCUUCUCAUGCACUUUUCUCAAUUAUCUGUUUCCAAUGCCCAGAAUUCUGAUCUUAUCUCCUCCUUUUUCAACUAAUGUUACUCCUAAAGAUUUAUUUGGUCCCAAACAGAGGCUAAAACCAAUAUUAGCAUUACCUUCACCAAAGAGGCAAAGUCAUCAAACAAUCACUGAAGGCCAAAUACAUAAACAAAUCCCUAAACUUGUUGGGUUUUUCUCUCAGCUCACUUUUGCACCCAAGGAAGUGGCCAGUGGUCGAUGAAGUGAAUUGAGAACCAUGAGGUCCUAGAUAUGAUAGAUGGUUUCCUUUUUCAUAUGUCCAAGCCUUGGUGAGCAGAACUGCCUCGUACCUAUGCUGGUUGGUGAUAGUAGGUACUCUGUGUAACUAGUGCAAGCAUACUGGAUAACUAAGGAAUGCACAGAAAUUAUAUGCAAGGUGUCUCUUCUAAGUGUUUGCAUGCUGACACUUUGUAUUGUAAAUGGCCAUGGUGCAUGUAAUCUGGCUCAGAUAUCACCGUGAUCUGGAAAAAAUAAUUUCCAUCAAGCGCAAACUUGUCUCUUUUGUAUUUGUGAAGUUACUACAUUUAUUUCAUGUUUCAUUUUAGGUGUUCA